ACUUUUUAAAAUACAUACAAAGUGUUCGUAUUAUUAACUAUGUCCAUUUUACACGAUGAUUUUACCAUUAUUUGAAUUUUGGAACUUAUAAGCUAAAACAUCAAUAAUAUUGCGAAUCUAAAAUCAAUAAGAACAUUAAAAACCAUCUAUUUAUCGAAAUAUCGUUAGUAGGUAUCGUAUUAUAUCGUUUUUUAUUCUUGCAUCCCUGAUUCGGAAACAGAUGAGAUUGACAGAUUAAAUGAGAAAUGAUUGAAAAGUCAGUUUGCGUUUGUGAUCACUGGAAUUUGUUGUGUAGUUGUUUAUUAAAAUUAGAUCAAGACUAGAUCGUCUGAGCGUGUGUUAAUUUCGCAAUUAAGUGCGCAAUGGAGAGAGAAGAUAAUGAUCGCCUAGUUUUAUUCAACGAACUAGCAAACUCGUUGAGGGAACGUGUAUUCUUCGCAGCCAGAGAUGGGAUGUCUCUGACUCUUUACGCUUUGCUGUAUGAAAAGAAAACUGAUGAAAUUGAUGACUUAUUAAACAAUGAUGUAUGCAGCGAUGGAGUUAAAUGCACACCCCUCAUCACGGCAGCUAGACAUGGGCGAGAGGGUGCAGUCAGAAUUUUAUUGGAGAAGUUCAGACCACCGGUCUGUUUAGAAACUGAAGGGACAGUUAAGUUUGAUGAAUAUGUAAUCGAGGGAGCGACGGCACUAUGGUGUGCCUCCGGGGCUGGUCACUUGGCUAUCGUGAAGCGUCUGGUCAAAGCCGGUGCGGACGUUAACCACGCGACCAGGACGGUCAGCACUCCACUCCGAGCGGCCUGCUUCGAAGGACGCCUGGACAUAGUCAAGUAUCUGGUCAGACACGGCGCCGACAUUCACAAGGCGAACAAAUACAACAACACUUGCCUGAUGAUCGCUGCCUACAAAGGUUAUUUGGAUGUGGUGCAGUUCUUAUUGGACAGCGGUGCGCGCGUCGACGACCGCGCCUUGUGCGGCGCGACCGCUCUGCAUUUCGCGGCCGAGUGUGGGCACGCCGCGGUCGUCUGUUCGCUUCUCGAUCACGGCGCCAAAAUGCUGACCAACGAGAACGGUAUGACGCCGCUGCAGUGUGCCGCCGAGCGCGCGCGGGCUUCGGUGGUCGAGAUCCUGGCGGCGAGGCCAGAAGUCACGCGGGCCGAAGCUAUCGAAGCUUACGAGCUUUUGGGCGCUUCCUUCGCCAACGACAAGGAAUAUUACUGUUUGAGGAUGGCUUACCAGUAUUUGCACCGAGCUAUGGCGAUGCGGUACGACCCGCGCUACGGCGAGAUGUUGAAGCGUCCCAGCACGCCGAUACCGGCGUACGAUAAUUGGAAGGAAACUACGACUUUAGAGGAGGUGGAGCGUCUCCAGGGCGACGCGCACGGGCUGCACAUGGAGGGGCUGACGGUGCGCGAGCGCGUGCUGGGCGCGGCGUGCCCGGACCUGCCGCACCCGAUCGUGUUCCGCGGCGCCGUGUUCGCGGACGAGGCGCGCUUCGACCGCUGCCUCGCGCUGUGGAGGCACGCGCUGCACCUGCGCCAGCAGAACCAGCAGGUGUCAGUCGUAAAGGAUUUGCUCAGAUUUGCUCAAGUAUUCUCGCAGAUGAUUCACAUCGGCAUCGAACUGCCACUUGCACAGGUGUGCUACGUAUUGGAGGCAUGCGCUGAGGAGCUCCGGCGGGGCAUGAAGCGUCUCCUGAAGCCGAAUCCUCAGCACGACCCGGACUCCUUAGUUAGUUUGGCUCGCACCGUCCUCUUGCAGGAGGAGUACGACAGCAACGUGAAGACCGCGCUGUACCUGGUCGCGGUGGCCGGCCGCCUGCUCGAGGACUCUGGGAACUGUGAGGGCACGCGCUCGGCGGCCCGGCGCGCCGUGUUCGCGAUGCGCGGCGCCCGCGUGCGCUCGGGGCAGACGCUGCUGCACCUGGCGGCCGACCGGAACACGCCCGUCGACGACUUCCACACCAGCGACGUGUGCCAGUUUCCGUGCGCGCGCACGUCCCGCCUGCUGCUGGACUGCGGCGCGGACGUGGACGCGGCCGACAUGAACCGGCGGACGCCGCUGCACGUCGCCCUCAUCUCCUACCAGCUCACGUCAGGUCGGUCCGAUGACAGAGAACAGUACAACGAAGCGUUCUGCGGCGUCGUGUGCGAACUGUUGUCCCGAGGAGCCCACGUGGACGCCAUGGACCUCGACGGCAUCACGCCAUUAGUCGCUUCCAUAGGAGGUCCGGCUGAGAGUCUGGUGCGUUCGGCCCUAAGGCCUCGUCUGUCCUGCAUAUCGGCUUCGGUGCUCGCCCUACACCGGGUGCGCUACCGACCCUCGCAGGUGCCGCGGGACCUGCACGCCUUCCUCAUCAUGCACGGCGUCCUGCCCGUCAAUUAAAAGACUUGAGAACUUGCACGGAGUUGCCAGCUUCGAUAGUAAAAUUUUCGAUGUUGCCAUAGAAAAAAUUUAAUUUGAAUAUUUUUUUUAUAACUAAAGUUUUAUUUUCAUUUGUAAAUAUGUAUAUAUAUACAAAUUAGUAUUGUGUUCAAGUUUUGUUUUAUUGUUUAUAUAUAUAUAUGAAUAUGUAACGCGUUGUGCGUGUCCGAAACGUGGCUCAAAUUAUUUUGGUUUAUUAUAUAAUUUUUGUAUUAUAAUAUAAGUAUUUGCUGUUAGAUUUCUUAUCUAAUAGAAGAAAUGUUACGCGUUAGAAAUAUAUCAAUAGAAAGUUAAUAAAUAAGCUCUGAAACUGUAUAUUUCAGAAUCGCAGUAUUUAUCGACUAAAUCGAUUUGUGAUUUCUAUAUAUCGAGGGUUGAAACAAUAUUUUGUUUAAGUGGCAUUUGUGCAAAUCUGCACGAGAGCCAUUUAAAGUAUCCAGUAUCAUAAUAAAAAAAAAAACUUCUUCAACUAUUUGAAUGAAGUAAACUGAAGUUCAAUAAAAAACAUCGACUUGUUGAUGCUAAUAUCAAAUUAAACACACCUUGAAUUACAAAGGUAUAUGUCGCGUAUUAAGCGUAUUACCGCUUAAAACAAAUAUCAUUUCACCCGUCGAUACAUAAUAGACUUACUGAUAAAUAAAAGUAUCAUUUGGUAUUAAGAGAACCUAUCUCAAUUGAAUCUCUGUGAUUGCUCGCUAUUUUGUGGUAAGAGAAUGAAUGCAAUAUCAAAUUUUGCGUCAAACCUCUGCUUUUUAUGAAAAGAUUAAAACUAUACUCUAAAAUAAAUUAAGUAUAUAAUUGUUUGACAAAUGGGUUUAGUAUUGUUUCAGUUGACCGAAAAGAAUGUCUGUCGUCUGCGUGAAGAGAUACUGUGUAGAUUGUAGCGUUGUCUUUUAGAAAACAUUGUAAUUAGCGCUCCUACAGUCCAGAGGCAAGAUCUUUUAUCGAAUCUCCUUGCGCAAUAUCAGACCUGUAAUCUUAGGAAGGUAUUGGUAAUUUGCACAGCGCGUUUAUCGCAAUAGAUGGCGACACUGAUGUCUCUCUAGCGCCCUCACAGAAAAAUACCCUCAAAAGGCGGUGUCUCCUUGCUAUCACAACGAAAGUGAACAAAGAAUCCACAGCUUAGUGCAUUCUGAUCUUGGAUUCAAUUGAGAGGUAUUAAAACAAAAAAAAAACGAUUUAUAAGGUUUUUUUUAACUGGUCACACUGAUUUUUCGCUCUUUAAGAUGGCAACACUCAACGUCGCGAUGGCCACGGUUGAUCUCUGUACGCAACGAACGCAGAGCGUCUGAUGCUUGAAUCUGAAAAUAAUUGAGAAAAAAAUAAAAAAUACUACAUACAAUGGUAUGUCAAUUAAAUUCUAGUAUUAGUAUUGACAGUUAUUUGCAUAAGUAGGUACGUGUCGAUUAUUAAAAAAUUGAAUUCAUUAUUUUUAUUCAAUACUAAAAGUGUCGAUAUAUUUAUUUAUAAAUAAGCAAAACCAUUAUCGAAUCGAUAAUAAUAUUAUUGUGAUAAUAAUAAAAAUGGUAUUUUUUCUUCUUUUUUUAAGCGCGUGAAGAUAUCUCCGUUUUAUUUUUGAUAAGUUGCCAAUAAAAAUGACAUUAUUUUCGCGGUUACAAAAUAUCGUUGUGGAAAUAAUCAAUAAUAUAAUCUAUAAUGACUUAUAAUAUUACAAUUUGAACGCACGAAUGUGAAAAAAAAACCAUUCUAAGUUCGUAGUAAGUAAGUAAAGAGUUCAUGCUAAGUUAAUGUACUUGUCGUUUUAGUGAGUUCCUAUUUAGAAACCAGGGCAGCUGGCUGACCCUCCAUUGCUCGCUCGAGACGGUAGAGAUUGCGUUCCAUUGCGGCUUACCAAUUAAACAUAUUUUGUGUCGAAAAUUGUUUUUGCUUCGAAAUUAAAAUCGAUUUUUUUUUAACAAAAACACGCAUUUCGUAUCUUCGUAGAACUCUAGAGCAAUAGUAUUGUCGUUAAUAAAAAACGGUGCGCGUGUAGCUUGGUGCACGUGAAUGAAGUGAAACUUCUUUUUCAAAGUGUAGUAUUGUGGCUUUCUUCAUUUUUCAUCCUUAAAUCAGUUUGUUCUUGUAAUAGGGAUUGCUGUGUAUAAGAGAUGCGACAUUAUCAACAUUUAUAUUAUAUAUAUUUUAAAUUAUAGACAGAAAAAUAAAUAAAUAUAUGUAUAUUAUACAUUUUUUAAAAUUAUCAAAAUUUUGGACGCUACUCGUUGCUAACGCUCCCGCUGGCCUGUAACAGGUAUACUACGCGCAUGCGUUCGAGUGCCACGCAUUCACUCUCGCUCUGUCUCUUUCUAUUCCAUGGUAGCGUUAACCGUUUAACGCAACCUUGUUGGAAGUCGCAUUAGAAGUUUCACUUCAAUUAAUUGACAAUAAAAAAAAGCGAGCUAGAUCCGUAAUGUUAGGUUUAAUUAUGUCCGACUCAUAACCGAAGGAAUUAUUAUAUAAGAGACAAGCUGGCCCGGUAAACGUUGGUUUAGCAUAUCAAUGAUUUUUAGGAAAGAUAAAUAACCUAGAUACCGACUGCAGCGCCAUCUGCCGGGCUGAAUUGUAAAUCUAAACUUUUCUCGAAUCCACCUGAAGGUGCCCAGAUGAAUUUCAUUAAAAUCGGUCCAACCGUUUAGAAGAAGUUCAGUGACAAACACGCACAGAAGAAAUAGAUAUAUAUAAAGAUGUAGAUUUACUUUUGUUAACAUCGCUGCGCCGGAUUCGUCUUUUAAAUUGACAUUAUCAAUGACAUUUGCUCACGGUAGCGUGAUCUCAUUUUACGUUAUAGUUGUCUUAGUACAAAUUAUACAGUUUUAGCUAUGGAAACAGUGGAAUGUUCGUUUUUUUUUUAUUAUAUAGCAGCCCGUUGUCUCAUUGUUUAUUGACAUCGUUAUUGCCAGGCUCAACUAAAUACCUGUAUCCGUUCGAGGGCGCGAACUCGUGAAUCCUAUUUAGCAUCUUGAUGUUAUGUUUUUGAUGUCCUUUGAUGCUAUAAUGUCUAGUCAAAUUUGUUCUUUUUGAAUGUUCCUUGUACUGUGUCCCGAUUUUUUCUUGUUUGUAUAUCUAUAUACUAUAUAUCUUGGGACGGGUAAAUAAGUUUUACGUAGCGUUUUUAUAUAGUGUUUUAUGAUUAAUUCACAAGGUGGUUUACCGAGCACUUGUAAUGUGCCGAUCUGAUUAGCAUUAUUAAAUUUACUUUUGCGGCUUCAUAUUAAUUAAUUGGGCUUUUUUUUUCCUACCUAUUCACUGGUAGUCUAAGGGGCUAUUACAGCUACGCGCGGACCAGUAGCUCACGGGCUCAAUCUGAUAGAAUUUGCUAACACUAGCCCUAGCAAGAGCAGUGAUUGGCAGAAUCUACCACCGGAUCGGAAUCGCGAGCUAUUGAGAAAAUCCGGCGUGAAACUCAUUGAGCUUGGGUUAUGAUCGCUAGCUACGAAAUCAUGAAAAAAUUUCAAAACGUACUGUGAACACGAGAUGACACCGUAAAAGUUAAUUUAAAAAUGCCAAAUCUAAAAAGCGGCUUGCUUUCAUUCGAUUACUGUGGUUAGUAAAAUAUGAAUGAAGUAUAAAAAUAAUAAUAGUAAGUUCAGUAUCAAUCACACCUCGUGAUGUCAUACGUGGCUAAUCGUGUAUUAGUGUAUGAUCUGUUGAAAGCUCGGCUCGAACAAUAUGGAUUUUUGUUCAGACGAGCUUCGUAAAGCUUAAGCCGAUAUUUAGAAAAAAGAAAAGAAAAAAAAAUCUCGUUCCCUAUUGUAUUUAAAAUAACGUAUUCGUCAUGAUGCGCUAUCGAUUUUAAUAUGAAAUGUUUGAAAAAUAUUCAUGUCGUUUGUAGAUCAAAUGAUGCCAAUACUCUUAACGUAAUUAUAUAAAAUAUCGAUAGAUUAUGAAUAAGAGUAGCAUCUCUACAGUAGACUUAGAGGCUUUGUAGUCAAAAAAAAAAAAUGCUUCUGUGAUUACUAUGUAAACAUAUUAGAUGUAUUGUAAUUGAAAAAAAAACUUGACUGUAACGAAUAAUAAAAAAGUUUUAAAUUA
This is a messenger RNA of Bombyx mori (domestic silkworm), 6452 nucleotides long. It is a transcript of the gene Fem-1, whose product is annotated as protein fem-1 homolog B. The record is from RefSeq and is a predicted model, not a curated record. Bases 363 to 2381 code for a protein of 672 amino acids. The transcript has 14 exons. NCBI's taxonomy places the organism in Eukaryota, Metazoa, Arthropoda, Insecta, Lepidoptera, Bombycidae. Gene Ontology annotation, molecular function: protein binding.